UUUCGCGGUACCGGUGUGUUGGCAGCAACGGCGGAGGAUUGUUUCGGUGUGAACGGCGGAGGAAACGCGUUCGGUACCGAAGGAUGGAGCGAGGAUGUAAUAACGCAUUAUAACACAGGACUAAACUACUACAUCUGUCUGAAAAACACGCCGAGAGCCGUGACUCCAUGAGUUCCUCGCGGGCUUCAGUUCACGGUUCCUCCAUGUUCCCCUCCAUGACCAACUCCAUCUCCGAUCCGCGUUUCCGUUUCCGGUGGCGGGCCAUCGGUGUGGCAGCACUGCUAGCAUUAGCCGUCCUGUUGUACCAGCACCACACAUCCACUGACCAUGGAUCAGACUCCCCUGAAAACAGCCCACGCUCAUGGAGAUCCAGUCGGGAUGUCUCUGGUGCAAUGGUGGAUGCAGAUCCAAUCGGGGCACGGUAUAACGACACGUACCCGCUCAGCCCUCCAGAACACACAGCCAAUGGGAUCCGCUACCGUAUCGCAGUCAUAGCAGAUCUGGACACAAACUCGCGCAGUAAAAAGGACAAUACGUGGUUCAGUUAUUUAAAAAGAGGACAUGUUCUGGUGUCGGAAAGCGGAGACAGUGUUUCGGUGGAGUGGGAUCCGAAUACAGUGGCUCUGGAGAGCCAUCUGUCCGAGAAGGGCCGCGGGAUGGAACUUUCCGAACUGGUGGCGUUUAAUGGACACUUGUACAGUGUGGAUGACCGUACCGGUGUGGUGUACCGGAUUGAGGGGAACCGAGCCGUGCCGUGGGUCAUUCUGACGGAUGGAGACGGCAGCGUUUCUAAAGGUUUUAAGGCGGAGUGGAUGGCGGUGAAGGAUGAGCAUCUGUAUGUCGGUGGUCUCGGUAAGGAGUGGACCACCAUCACCGGCGAGUUCGUCAAUAAUAACCCAGAAUGGGUGAAGGUGGUUGGUUUCCAUGGUGACGUGGAGCAUGAGAACUGGGUACCGCGGUACAGCGCACUGAAGAGGGCAGCAGACAUCAAACCUCCAGGUUAUCUGAUCCACGAGUCAGCGGUGUGGAGCGAGCGUCUGCAGCGCUGGUUCUUCCUCCCACGGCGAGCGAGUUCAGAGCGUUACGAUGAAACGGCGGAUGAGAGGCGCGGCACAAACCUGAUACUGCGCUGCUCCUCAGACUUCAGCCGGAUCUCUGCGUCCCGCGCCGGCCCGCUCAAACCCACGCUCGGCUUCUCCUCCUUCAAGUUCAUCCCGGACACCGAUGACCAGAUUAUCCUAGCGCUGAAGUCUGAGGAGGACGCGGGAAACAUUGCCACGUACAUCACCGCAUUCACGCUCGACGGCCGGAUACUGCUGCCCGACACCAAGAUCGCGGACGUUAAAUAUGAAGGGCUGGAGUUUAUAUAGAAGCAGAGCUAUGGCCACGCCCACACAGGGGCGGAGCAAUCCAGUUACUUUUAAAAGUCAUAUAUUACAAUCUU
This is a messenger RNA of Danio aesculapii, 1444 nucleotides long. RefSeq names its product calcium activated nucleotidase 1b (gene cant1b). Gene Ontology annotation, biological process: proteoglycan biosynthetic process. The transcript is spliced from 4 exons. The coding region runs from base 168 to 1370 and encodes 400 amino acids. NCBI's taxonomy places the organism in Eukaryota, Metazoa, Chordata, Actinopteri, Cypriniformes, Danionidae. The record is from RefSeq and is a predicted model, not a curated record. Gene Ontology annotation, molecular function: UDP phosphatase activity; calcium ion binding; GDP phosphatase activity.